UAAGGUUAAAAGAGAACGAAAGGAUUCAACGCCUAAAACCUCUUUCAUUAUCUAUCGCUUCCUCUCACAGUGCGUUACGGCGGCGGCGGCGCAUCGACGAUUUCUGAGAAAGGAAGUCGUAUUCUGAUACUGUUCGUCACCGGUUGUAUUCAGAGUGUUGAAGACUUAUAGCCAUGGCCAGUAAAGGUGCCAACAACCCUGCUGCCAAGGGGAAGAAGAAGAAGGAAGUGAAAAAGGAGACCGGUCUGGGUCUCUCCUAUAAGAAGGAUGAGAACUUCGGAGAAUGGUACUCUGAGGUUGUUGUUAAUGGGGAAAUGAUUGAAUACUAUGACAUAUCUGGCUGUUACAUUCUGCGACCAUGGGCAAUGUCAAUUUGGGAGGUCAUGCAAACCUUCUUUGAUGCUGAAAUCAAGAAAAUGAAAAUAAAAAACUGCUACUUCCCACUGUUUGUAUCCUCUAGCGUCCUACAAAAGGAGAAGGAUCAUAUUGAGGGGUUUGCACCUGAGGUUGCAUGGGUUACAAAAUCGGGAGACUCAGAGCUGGAGAUGCCCAUUGCGAUCCGUCCAACUAGUGAGACAGUUAUGUAUCCAUACUUUUCCAAGUGGAUUAGGGGGCACCGCGACUUGCCUUUGAGACUUAACCAGUGGUGUAAUGUCGUUAGAUGGGAAUUCAGCAAUCCCACUCCAUUCAUCAGGAGUCGUGAGUUUCUUUGGCAGGAAGGACAUACUGCCUUUGCAACCAAGGAGGAGGCAGAUACUGAGGUGCUAGAUGUUUUGGAACUCUAUAGACGCAUAUAUGAAGAAUUCUUGGCUGUUCCGGUUAUUAAGGGCAAAAAGAGUGAGCACGAGAAAUUUGCUGGUGGACUUUAUACAACUACCGUCGAGGCUUUUGUCCCAAACACUGGUCGCGGUGUCCAAGGUGCAACUUCGCACUGUCUGGGUCAAAACUUCGCAAAAAUGUUUGAAAUUAAUUUCGAGAAUGAGAAAGGAGAAAAGUCUAUGGUCUGGCAGAAUUCCUGGGCAUAUACCACCAGAACGAUAGGAGUGAUGAUAAUGGUUCACGGUGAUGACAAGGGUUUAGUGCUGCCUCCUAAAGUAGCAUCACUCCAAGUAGUCGUAAUCCCAGUUCCCUAUAAAGAUGCAAACACUCAGGGGAUUUUCGAUGCAUGUGCCGACGUUAUAAAAUCAUUGGAAGAGGCAGGAAUUCGUGCCGAGGCUGAUUAUAGAGAUAAUUAUUCACCUGGAUGGAAGUAUUCCCAUUGGGAGAUGAAAGGUGUUCCUCUUAGGAUCGAAAUAGGACCCAAAGACUUAGCAAAUAAUCAGGUUCGUGUGGUGCGACGUGACAAUUCAGCUAAAAGUGAUAUUCCGAUGGCUGAUUUGGUUAAAGGAGUAACGGACAUGCUCGAUAGUAUCCAGAAAAGUCUCUUUGAUGCUGCCACUCAAAAACGAGAUGCAUGCAUCCAUACUGUGCAUACAUGGGAAGAGUUUGCAGAGGCACUUGGUCAAAAGAAGAUGAUUCUCGCCCCUUGGUGUGACGAGGAGGAAGUGGAGAAGGAUGUGAAAACCCGAACCAAGGGAGAAAUGGGUGCAGCUAAGUCACUGUGUACUCCGUUCGAUCAGCCUGCACUCCCAGAAGGUACAUUGUGCUUCGCCUCGGGAAAGCCUGCUAAAAAGUGGACCUACUGGGGAAGGAGUUACUAGUCAUAUUUGUUUUCUAAUUUAUACUUUCAAAUCUUACCAUUGUGUUUUGGGUUUAUUGAUUUUUGGACACCUUGGUAUAUUGCAUGUUUUUGCUGUUAUAGAUUUUGUCUGAAACUUAAUCUUCGUUCACUCCUUGGAUUGAUUUCUUAUAUAGAGAUUGAUUUUUCAUA
Molecule: messenger RNA, 1870 nt
Organism: Erythranthe guttata (spotted monkey flower)
Lineage: Eukaryota; Viridiplantae; Streptophyta; Magnoliopsida; Lamiales; Phrymaceae
Product: proline--tRNA ligase, cytoplasmic
Biological process (GO): prolyl-tRNA aminoacylation
Cellular component (GO): aminoacyl-tRNA synthetase multienzyme complex; cytoplasm
Molecular function (GO): ATP binding; proline-tRNA ligase activity
Source: RefSeq, a predicted model, not a curated record